CCCUCGAGCCAUGCAGCGACUCCUGACCCUGCUUCUCCUCCUGGUUCUGCAUGCUGUGCCCAGGGUAGGUUCCCAGGCCCCAGGGGCUUCCCCCAGAGGGGCUGGAGGUGAGAGCUCACCCAGCUUCCUGUGUCCUGCUCUGCUGCCCCCCAGAGAUGCAGGGCCCUGGCGGCGGCUCCUACUUCUACUUCCGGGGAGAAGAGCAGGGGGAGCUUCGGGGCAUCCGGGUCUUCGUGGGGCUUCUGGGCCUCAUCAAGGGCGUGCAGCUGCAAUUCGGAGGCCACUGGAGCGCGCGCUACGGAGCGCCUGGCGGCCACGCGCACGAAUUCCUGCUGCAGGCGGGCGAGCGAGUGACCGCGGUGGAGGGCAGCGCGCGCGCCUGCAUCCGCUACCUGCGAUGGACAACCAGCAGGGGGCGGCAGGCUGCCUUUGGGAGCCCGGGCGGCCAGCUCUUCAGCUCCCAGGCUCCCAUCCCGGGGCAGCAACUGCUGACUACCAACGGCCAGCACCGGCUCUUAUGCCUCUCGGGAAUCGGCUUUAAGUGGGGCUUCGUCCAGGAGGCUCCCACCUCGGCGUCCACCGUAGCGUCCACUCUGUCACCCACCACUGCUCCCAGGCCAGAGAUCUCCCCAGUGUCCACCCUGCUGCCCACCACAGCCCCAAGCUCAGCGCCCACCCUGACGUCCACCCUGCCAUCCACUGCGUCCCCGACCCCUGCGUCCACCCUGCCAUCCAUGGUGGCCCUCAGCCCAGCGCCCAUCCCUGUGCCCACUCUGGCAUUCAUGGUGGACCCCGGCCCAGAGCCCAUCCCUGCGCCCACCCUGCCAUCCAUGGUGGACCCCAGCUCAGCGCCCAUCCCUGCGCCCACCCUGCCAUUCGCUGUAGCUCCCAACCCAGUGUCUCCUGUGGGCAGCCGGCCCUGGGGAGCCCCGGCCAGAUGA
Messenger RNA from Ochotona princeps (American pika), 941 nucleotides. RefSeq lists its product as uncharacterized. The transcript has 3 exons. NCBI's taxonomy places the organism in Eukaryota, Metazoa, Chordata, Mammalia, Lagomorpha, Ochotonidae. The record is from RefSeq and is a predicted model, not a curated record. Bases 156 to 941 code for a protein of 261 amino acids.